Messenger RNA from Tilletiopsis washingtonensis, 1748 nucleotides. RefSeq lists its product as hypothetical. The transcript has 2 exons. Gene Ontology annotation, molecular function: structural constituent of ribosome. Gene Ontology annotation, biological process: mitochondrial translation. Bases 53 to 1690 code for a protein of 545 amino acids. The record is from RefSeq and is a predicted model, not a curated record. Gene Ontology annotation, cellular component: mitochondrial large ribosomal subunit; ribosome. NCBI's taxonomy places the organism in Eukaryota, Fungi, Basidiomycota, Exobasidiomycetes, Entylomatales.
CCGCCGCACCGCUCCUCACCUCGCCCCUGCGCACCGCCGCUCGCUCCUCUCCAUGGUCCUGUCUGUGACCAGCCAGCGGGCGCUCGCGGCGCUGCGCUGCCGUGCGAGCCGCGCCACGCCGCUCGCGCCGGCGCUGCGCACCCUCAGCUGCGGCCGCGCCGCCCGCUCGGCGGCGCCCGUCGCCGCCUCGCCGUCCGCCAGCCACUCUGUCGCGCCCGGCAUCGCGCCUCUCGAGCCCGGCCUCUCGCACGCAGCACCCGGCUCUGCGUACCUCGCCGCGCGCCAGCGUCAGGCCGACUGCCUCAUGCGCUGGAACUGGCUCGAGUCGCCCGAGCAGCGCCAGGCGCUCGCCGUGCCCUUCGCCCGCCGCGCCGACUGCCCGGCAUGGCUCGAGGAGGAGUACGAGACGGCGCGCUCCUACCGCUCCGCUCGCGCGCGUCUGUGGCUGCCGUCGUCUUCGGCCGCUGAGGACGCCACCGCGGCGGAGCAGACCGAGUACGUCGGCCGGCUGAAGGACACGUUCCGCCGCGUCGCAGAGCGGCAUCCCGCCAUGGACGGCGUCGCAUUCGACGAGCACGACGCAUGGCGUGCGCCGGGCCUGCAACAGACGCUCGACGAAGAGCUGAUGCAGCACUGGCGCGAGCUGUCUGGGGAGGAGCGCCAGGCAAGCAUCUUGCGGCUGCGCUUCGAGUGCAUCCGCCGUCUCGGCUGGCGCGCUGGCUACACUGCGGGAUACCCGCUUCGCCCCUACAGCUCCGCUGCCGUCCGUGAGGCGCGCAAGGUCCUCGUCAGCAAGACUGGCACAACCGAGAAGAGCGCCACGGCGCGUGAGGAGGCGCGCGAGCAGCUUGCUCAGGAAGACGAGGCAGCAGCGUGGAGAGCCUGGCAAGGCCUCUCCAUUGAUGCGCGUCUCGAAGAAGAGCGCGCCGCCUGGAGCCAGCGUGAUCGCUCUCGCCUCUGGAUCGACGACAGCUCGACUUCGCUGGUGCUCGGCGAGUCGGCGCCUCGCUGGUUCGCUCACGCACCGCGCGUGGGCAUCCCGACGCUUCUGCCGACCGAGACGGUGCGUCUCGUGCGCAACUUUGUGCCCAAGGGCGGCAAGGCCGACCCGUGGAAGGCCUCGUUCCGCCUGCCUCUCGACAUGUCGAAGCACGCUCUGGUCAACUACCUGCGCAGCAUCUACGGCCUGCACGUCACGUGGGUGCGGACGCAAGUCUACCGCUCGCAGAUCUCGCGCAGCCGCGUUGGCCGCGGCAAGACUGCCAAGGGCCAGCGCACGUGGAAGAAGGCCGAGGUCGGGCUGCUCGAGCCGUUCGUCUUCCCGGAGCUCACGCAGCAGUUCCGGCGGGAGAGCCUGAUGCAGGAGGAGAUGAAGCUCGAGAUGACACGCGUCUUCCUCAAGGCAACGGGCCACCGUCGCUGGCGCUCCGUGCGGCCAGCAGACCCGCUGCGCGUGGAUAUCGACGCUGCGGAGGCGCGGGCAGAGGCGGAGCGCCUGCAGGGUGGAGGAGCGGAUGCAGUGGUGCCCAGCCAAAAGCCUGCGGCCAACGCACGGCCAGCACUUCUGGUGCGCUCCGGCGGCAUCCAGACGAAGCGGCACAGCCGCAUCCUCAAGCUGCUCAACGAGCAGCGCAAGGAUCGCGACGCGCUCAUCGAGAAGAAGGCGCAGGAGCUCAGCAAGCAGGCGUAGAUGGCUCGGCGAGUCUGCAAUGCGACGUGUUCCCUGUGAUGGGCCGGGCUGCAUGCCU